Messenger RNA from Bombus huntii, 4320 nucleotides. It is a transcript of the gene DIP-lambda, whose product is annotated as lachesin-like. Lineage: Eukaryota; Metazoa; Arthropoda; Insecta; Hymenoptera; Apidae. The coding region runs from base 2439 to 3764 and encodes 441 amino acids. The record is from RefSeq and is a predicted model, not a curated record. Gene Ontology annotation, cellular component: neuron projection. The transcript is spliced from 12 exons.
ACUUUUGCAUCGUUCCACGACUUUGUACUGUGAUUAAAACAUUUGAGCAUUAUGAGAUUGUUAAUGCUAGUGCUUCGACAUUUGAUUUUAAUUAUUUGAUCGUUACAUUUUUGUAUAAAAGAUUCUCUUUUGCGUUCUGUUUUUAUUUCCGAUCAGACAAAAGUUGUAUUAAUAAUUCAAUCAUUAUUUAAUAUAUUGUGAGGGGAAUUCUUGUUCCUUUCUGUUAAGAGAGGUAAACAACUAAGCUUAUCCAUGUUAUAUAUAAUAAUUAUUGUUACUUCGAUACAAGUAAACAUCUUGUCAUAUUCGCGAAAGUUGUUCAAUAGUAUAGACAUCUAUCGUAAAUUAAGAAUAUUAAAAUCAAGAUGAAUUCUUGAGAAAAAGAUUAUGUUAUAUCUGAAAACACAUAUAUUUAUCGGGUAUUACAUCAAGCUAUAUUAUUCCAAUUUUUUUAGCUUCUAUUUAUAUCCUACGUUUCUCUAUAUCUUUCCAUACGUGUAUGAAAAAUGUAUAGGAUUUAGGUGUUUCGCUCUCGCAUCGCAAGUGAAGUGAGAAAUAUACGAAUUUAUAGAAUAGAAAGCAGCUAGUUUCCCGCUAUUGUCCCACUUUUCUCUCUUCUCUGUACUCGAUAUUUUCUGUACUCUUCUCCACUAUACUUGCCUGCUAUAUAUAUAAUACUGCAAAUAAAUGCUAAUACGCCAUAUAUGGAUGACUUCUAUAAGUGUAAGUGUCGCGCAUUUAAUAAAUAAUUUUCUAACUGACAACAUUCGUUCGUUACAGAUUCAAACGUUUAAUAUUUCACGCUUUAAAUACGUGCGACGAUACCGUAACCGACGAGAACUUGGCCUAACAAUAAGAUGACGAACUGCUCAUAGUUUCUACGAUCGAUGUUACAUGACCCCGCUUAUUAGAUUAUAGACAAACUGAGAGCUGCGUUCUGUAAAUACGACAACGUUGGUUUCUACAAAGUCGUCGUAAUAGAAAACAGAUGUAAGCAUUUCUACUUGUUGCACUUGUAAUAGCAUUUGUAAUUCUCUAGCUUUCAGUGCGCGUUUCUAUGAUGCGUUAACUGCUCUGAUCAUUUUCUGUCGAUAUGCUUUGGUAGUUAGAAACGAAACUUUUUCGUUCAAACUCGUUCGAGGAUCGAAACGCGAUCGAAAUAAAGUGUUAACGUGAAUGCAAGGGAAGAACGAAGGACAGGUUCGUCUGUUUGAUAUUCGACAGAGAUACAGGCGACAGGUAGAUGAGGAUAAAGAAAGCAGGUGGAAAUUGUGUCAGUUUUUGAAGCGUCAACUCGCGGUACACGUAUAUAUACGCGGACGAACGUUUGCCAACAGACGGGAUAAAGUAAAGAGGGCCGACAGUGCGUGUUUAGUUUGCGUGUGUAGAAGGCACACGAUGAUCGAAAUCCGAAGGAGAGGAUUGUGCGGGAGGAAGGUGAAAGGCAAGAUUCAUUGAAAGGACGUAGCGGUGCGCGUAAAUCCAGCUGAGAAGCAGGUAGCCGGAGAGAAGAGCGCGAUGCGCAUAGAAUUUGGUAGCGCGAAGGCGUGCGCGGGCCGAUUAGAGGAUGCUGCGCGGCUUUCGCAAGCGUACAGAGCGAUCCAAGCGAGUCAGUCAGUCAGCCGCCCCGUCAACCAGCCACCUCGGUUAUCACGUAAGAGUCGUGAGUGGGGCUUUUGGAAAAGGCACGCCGCUGCUGCAGGAGUGGCUUGCUGCUUUCGGUAGUGGGGAUACUCGACGGCUCCAGACGGAAACAGAAAUAGAAGGGUGGAAGCGGACGAGAUAGAGGGACGCGGUCGGGGAGGAGAGACGAGGAGAAAGAGAGAAACCGAAUUAGAUGGCAACGGGCGAGAGGAGAUAGGUUGUCGGCGUUGGACGAAGAGAGAACAAACGAGGAAAGGAAGAAAGACAGGGCGAGGGGAGGCAAGGGGCGAGGGUACGCCAGAGGCGGAGGGAGAGAAUAGGAUAGAGAGGGUGGCAAAGCGCUGGAAGGGUGAAGAGAGCGGAGGGAUGGAGACCGUGAGAGCGUGAGAGGGUAGCGAUUGUGCUACAGUCGCACCGCGACACCCCCACGAGUGAAACCGCGCGCGUGCCAAUCUGCCCCCUUAGCCGUACGCACGAAAAGGGCCCGCGAACAGUGCUAUGCUUUUAAGGCUACGGCCAAGGAUUUCGUCGUUUGCCUCGUUUUCGUCGCUUCUCGAACGUUUCUUCGAACGCUUCCUCGAAUCCAUCUCCGAGCAGCUUUUAAUCGGAUUCCAGUGACUACUCAAGCUGUGAUAAUUGGUUAACGAUGAAACCAUAAAUUUGAGCCAUUCAAGGUGCCAACGCUAGCUAAUAUCAGUGAAAAGCUGCCGGCGGUCUACGCUUCCCCUUUUAAUGAAAGUGUACAGAUCAUCAAGUAGUGUGCCAAACUGUCAUCGCAAAAGUGGUUAAUUCUCAUGGCAGCACGGAAACUCGCAGCCCUCUUCACCGCAGUUCUGCAUCUUUGCUUAUGUCAGAUAACUCCAGAGCCGUUGCCAGAAUUUUUAGCUCCUUUGGAGAAUCACACAGUGAUCCAGGGCCGUGACGUCUUCUUCACUUGCGUCGUCAAUAAUUUACAUUCAUACAAGGUAGCUUGGAUGAAAUCCGAUUCUCGAGCAAUCUUGGCGAUACACACACAUUUAAUAGCGCAUAAUCCACGGCUCUCAGUUACACAUAAUGGGCACAAUACGUGGAAGUUACAUGUGUCAAAUGUUCAAAAAAAUGAUUCCGGUGCUUAUAUGUGCCAAAUAAACACCGAACCUAUGCAAAGUCAGAACGGUUACAUGGAAGUGGUAAUACCACCGGAUAUAAUGGACGAUAAGUCUGCCGAGGGUAUGGUAACUCACGAAGGUGGUGAAAUAAGAUUGAAAUGUGUUGCAACUGGCUCACCGCAGCCUACUGUCACGUGGAAACGAGAAGAUGGCCGGAACAUUAUUCUUCGCGAAGAUGGACAGAAACAAUCGUUAAAAACUUAUGUGGGUGAAACGCUAGAAUUGACUGGAGUUCUUCGACAAGAAAUGGGCACUUAUCUUUGCAUAGCCAGCAACAAUGUGCCUCCGACAGUCAGCAAACGUUACUCUGUACAAGUUCACUUUCCACCUGUUAUAAAAGUAACAAAUCAGCUAGUAGCAGCACCGGUCGAGAGUGACGUUGUUCUUCAAUGCCAGGUAGAAGCUUCGCCACAAGCGUUAAAUACUUGGCACCAAAAUACUGGUGAAAAGCUGCUGCCCAGUGAAAAAUAUAAAAUGUCAGAAUACGCGUUGAACGAUUACUCUUGGCAGAUGAAUCUUACUGUCAAUUCUCUGGAAAAAAGGGACUUUGGAGAAUAUGUUUGCUCGUCCGUAAACGCUCUUGGAAAAGCUGAUGGUAUCGUUCAUUUACAAGAACUACAUCUUGUUGCGAAAACAACUCCCAGUCCUUUUGUGAAAAUCACCGAUCAGAAACCAUCGAGAAAGAAACCUAUACUAAAAGGGAGAAAGAAGAACAGCAACAGCAACGGCAGAAGAAUUCAUAUGGGCAGUUUCGACGAUUUCGAUUCCUCUGGAAACGACGACGAUUUCAGUACUACACAAAUCAUGGGCGGUAGCACACUUCAGGAAGGCCACAGAACAGAAAGGCCAUUGAUAUCACCAUCGCUACCCCCACCUUGGGUGAAUAUAAACACAGCCAAUUGUAGGCAUCAUUUAGUAUCGAUCACGCUAUUCUUUCCGUUAUUCAUCUUAACUAUGAUAUUUGUUCCUUAAAAUAUACAUUCUUACGAAAAAAAAAGUUUGACAACGAAAUUCAUGCAGAUAAGAUUGGAAACGAUUCGGGAAUACUAUAGAGAAUAAUAAAUAUAUUUGAUUCGUUCUUCGUAGCACGAGACUAUGAAAACGUGCUUGUAUUAAAAUAAAAAAUGUGGUAUUGCUUUUUACGAUUGGUACAUGCGACGGAGAGAAAACAAUUUAUAUAAUAAGUAUAAUAAGUAUAAAAUUUUAUUCAUGUUACGUGACGACAAUAAUCCGACUUCGAACGAUAGUACAAUUUAUGUUUAUCCGAGCAUUAUAGCAAAAGAAACAUAAGAACUGAAUGAGUAAGUUCUAUGACAAAUUUUAUUAUUGAUUCUUAGGAAAACUAAUAUUUUUAAUAUGACAAUUUUAUACUGAAAGGUACAAGAAUUGAAACAAUUACCUAGAAUUCUGUAUUGAAAUUUUAAAAAUUUUCUUCUUAACGAUCCAAAAAAUAACAAUCAUUAAUUAAAAGAAAACUGUAAAUUAUUCGUGCUGUAUCUUAAUCUGGAAUACUAAUAAACAUUUCUAA